Messenger RNA from Micromonas commoda, 774 nucleotides. RefSeq lists its product with no specific name. Gene Ontology annotation, cellular component: endoplasmic reticulum membrane. Bases 1 to 774 code for a protein of 257 amino acids. The transcript has a single exon. Gene Ontology annotation, biological process: fatty acid elongation, monounsaturated fatty acid; sphingolipid biosynthetic process; fatty acid elongation, polyunsaturated fatty acid. Gene Ontology annotation, molecular function: fatty acid elongase activity. Lineage: Eukaryota; Viridiplantae; Chlorophyta; Mamiellophyceae; Mamiellales; Mamiellaceae. The record is from RefSeq and is a predicted model, not a curated record.
AUGUACUGGUACUCCGUCCCCGGCGCGGGCUUCCUCGCCGAGGGCAAGCAGGACGUCGUGGCGUGGAUCGGCGAUCUGUCCGUGGCGCUCCCCGCCACCGCCACCGUCCUGUACCUCUCCAUGUGCUACUUCGGCCCGAAGAUCAUGGCCAAGAGGGAGGCGUUCGAGCCGAAGGGGUUCAUGCUGGUGUACAACGCGUACCAGACCGUGUUCAACAUCAUCACCGUCGCCAUCUUCCUCGCUGAGCUCAACCGGCUGGGCGUGAAGGCGUGGGGCGGCCGCCUGUCGUGGUCCGAUCCCAACAGCUUCUACAUCUGCCUCGCCAUCUGGCUCCACUACAACAACAAGUACCUGGAGCUCCUCGACACCGUCUUCAUGGUGCUGCGCAAGAAGAACAACCAGCUCAGCUUCCUCCACAUCUACCACCACUGCCUCCUCAUCUGGGCGUGGUGGAUGGUGUGCUUCGUCAUCAAGAACAACGACUGCGUGGAUGCGUACUUUGGCGCCUGCAUGAACGCGGGGAUUCACGUCAUCAUGUACUCCUAUUACCUCAUGGCCGCGCUGAAGAUCAAGUGCCCGUGGAAGCAGUACAUCACGAUGGCGCAGAUGCUCCAGUUCGCCAUCGUCUUUGCGCACAGCUGCUACGUCAUCUACGACGGGCACUGCCCGGCGAUUCUGCCGUGGUCGCAGAUGUUCGUGAUGACCAACAUGCUGGUGCUGUUCGGGCAGUUCUACGUGCAGACGUACACGAAGAAGAAGGUGAAGGCCAAGUAA